UUUCCUCGGCAGCGGUGGGAGAGAGCACCAGGAGCUGCGCGAUCGCUGGGGCCACCUGAGACCGCGACCGCGACCGCGGCAGCAGCACUGGCAGAGCAAGGGCGCGGCGGACUUCACUCGCACAGUAGCGCACUAGGUUCCCCGCGCAGGGUCGCGAUGCUGCCCGGUUUGGCACUGGCCCUGCUGGCCGCCUGGACCGUUCAGGCUCUGGAGGUGCCCACUGAUGGCAAUGCUGGCCUGCUUGCAGAACCCCAGGUGGCCAUGUUUUGUGGCAAACUGAACAUGCACAUGAAUGUGCAGAAUGGGAAGUGGGAGCCAGAUCCAUCGGGGACCAAAACGUGCAUUGGCACCAAGGAGGGCAUACUGCAGUACUGCCAGGAGGUGUACCCGGAACUGCAGAUCACCAACGUGGUGGAAGCCAACCAGCCAGUGACCAUCCAGAACUGGUGCAAGAGGGGCCGCAAGCAGUGCAAGACCCACGGCCACAUGGUGAUUCCCUACCGCUGCUUAGUUGGCGAGUUUGUGAGUGACGCCCUCCUCGUUCCCGACAAGUGCAAAUUCCUGCACCAGGAGAGGAUGGACAUCUGCGAAACCCACCUUCACUGGCACACCGUCGCCAAAGAGACCUGUAGUGAGAAGAGCACCAACUUGCAUGACUACGGCAUGCUGCUGCCCUGUGGCAUCGACAAGUUCCGAGGGGUGGAGUUCGUAUGUUGCCCGCUGGCCGAGGAAAGUGACAGUGUCGACUCAGCAGACGCCGAGGAGGAUGACUCGGAUGUCUGGUGGGGUGGAGCCGACACAGACUACGCGGAUGGCAGUGAAGACAAAGUCGUGGAAGUAACGGAGGAGGAGGAAGUGGCUGAGGUCGAGGAAGAAGAUGCCGAGGAUGACGAGGACGACGAGGACGGUGAAGAGGCCGAGGAAGAUGCCGAGGAACCCUAUGAAGAGACCACGGAGAGAACCACCAGCAUCGCCACGACCACCACCACCACCACGGAGUCCGUGGAAGAGGUGGUCCGAGAGGUGUGCUCUGAACAAGCCGAGACGGGGCCAUGCCGAGCAAUGAUCUCCCGCUGGUACUUUGAUGUGACCGAAGGGAAGUGCGCCCCGUUCUUUUACGGCGGAUGUGGCGGCAACAGAAACAACUUUGACACAGAGGAGUACUGCAUGGCCGUGUGUGGCAGCGUCAUGUCCCAAAGUUUACUCAAGACUACCCUGGAGCUUCUUCCCCAAGAUGCUGUUAAACUUCCUACAACAGCAGCCAGCACCCCUGACGCCGUUGACAAGUACCUGGAGACCCCUGGCGAUGAGAAUGAACACGCCCACUUCCAGAAAGCCAAAGAGAGGUUGGAGGCCAAGCACCGCGAGAGAAUGUCCCAGGUCAUGAGAGAGUGGGAAGAGGCUGAACGUCAAGCAAAGAACUUGCCCAAAGCGGAUAAGAAAGCAGUUAUCCAGCAUUUCCAGGAGAAAGUGGAGUCUCUGGAGCAGGAAGCAGCCAACGAGAGGCAGCAGCUGGUGGAGACUCACAUGGCCCGCGUGGAGGCCAUGCUCAACGACCGCCGCCGCCUGGCCCUGGAGAACUACAUCACCGCCCUGCAGGCCGUUCCCCCGCGGCCUCGUCAUGUGUUCAAUAUGCUGAAGAAGUAUGUCCGUGCCGAACAGAAAGACAGACAGCACACCCUGAAGCACUUCGAACACGUGCGCAUGGUGGACCCAAAGAAAGCUGCUCAGAUCCGGUCCCAGGUGAUGACACACCUCCGUGUGAUUUACGAGCGCAUGAACCAGUCUCUCUCCCUGCUCUACAAUGUCCCUGCGGUGGCUGAGGAGAUUCAGGAUGAAGUUGAUGAGCUGCUGCAGAAAGAGCAGAACUACUCGGAUGAUGUCUUGGCCAACAUGAUCAGUGAACCGAGAAUCAGUUAUGGAAAUGAUGCUCUCAUGCCAUCUUUGACCGAAACCAAAACCACCGUGGAGCUUCUCCCCGUGAAUGAAGAGUUCAGCCUGGACGAUCUCCAGCCCUGGCAUCCCUUUGCGGUUGACUCUGUGCCCGCCAACACAGAGAACGAAGUCGAGCCCGUGGACGCCCGCCCUGCCGCCGACCGAGGACUGACCACUCGACCAGGUUCGGGGCUGACGAAUAUCAAGACGGAAGAGAUCUCGGAAGUGAAGAUGGACGCGGAGUUCCGGCACGACUCGGGAUACGAGGUUCAUCAUCAAAAACUGGUGUUCUUUGCAGAGGAUGUGGGUUCAAACAAAGGUGCCAUCAUUGGACUCAUGGUGGGCGGUGUUGUCAUAGCAACAGUGAUUGUCAUCACCUUGGUGAUGCUGAAGAAGAAACAGUACACGUCCAUCCAUCAUGGUGUGGUGGAGGUUGACGCCGCUGUGACCCCAGAGGAGCGCCACCUCUCCAAGAUGCAGCAGAACGGCUACGAAAACCCAACCUACAAGUUCUUCGAGCAGAUGCAGAACUAGACCAACCGCCACAGCAGCCUCCGAAGUUGGACAGCAGAACCAUUGCUUCACGACCCAUCGGUGUUCAUUUAUAGAAUAUUGUGGAAAGAAACCAGCCUUUCUGUUUUAUUACUCGCUCAUUACCGCCUUUCGACAGCUGUGCUGUAACACAAGUAGAUGCCUGAACUUGAAUUUAACACACAAAUCAGCAAUGUAUUCUCUCCCUUUACAUUUUGGUCUCCACACUACAUCAUUAAUGGUUUUUGUGUACUGUAAAGAACUUAGCUGUUAUCAGACUAGUGCAUGAUUAGAUUUCUCUCCUGAUUAUUUAUCACGUAGCCCCUUAGCCGGUUGUAUAUUAUUCUUGUGGUUUGUGACCCAGUUAAGUCCUACUUGAAAUAUGCUUUAAGAAUCGAUGGGGGACGCUUCGUGUGGACGUGGGAGUUUAGCUGCUUCUCUUGCCUAAGUAUUCUUUUCCUGAUCACUAUGCAUUCUAGAGUUCAACACUUCCGAGUAUUCCACGUGACUUAGAGGACUUUCUCCGUGACUGCGUUUUCCUGUACAGAUUGCUGCUUCUGCUCUCUUUGUGACAUGGGAACUAUGAGGAUACACAUUUAUUUCUUUGUGCCUGUUUUAUGUGCACACAUUAGGCAUUCAGAAUUGAAAUUUUUUUGGUCCAUGUAUCUUUGGAUCUUUGAUAAAUAAAAGAAUCCCUGUUCCUUGUAAGCACUUUUAUCGGUGGGGGGAGGGGGUGGGGGGGGGACUGUUCUGCUGGUCUCAAAUUACCAAGAAUUCUCCCUAAAAAAAAAUUUCUGCAGGAUGAUUGUACAGUCAUUGCUUAUGACCAUAUAGCUUUCUACACUGUAUUACAUAAAUAAAUUAAAUAAAAUAACCCUGGGCAAGAGUUUUCUUUGAAGAAUGAGGGUGGACGUGAAGUAUUCAGAGGGAUUUCAGGGGGAGAAAGAGGCAGGUUUAGUGCCCUUUAGCCAGUCUGAGACAUUUUCUCUGCGAUGCCAAAAAAAAUGAAAGGGAAAGGGCGAAAUCAGGGAAUGGGGACAGCAUGCCUGGGCAAACCCUUCUUUAAGAUUUGUCUUCUUCAAUUUGUAUAAAAUGGUGUUUUCAUGUAAAUAAAAACAUUCCUGGAGGA
This is a messenger RNA of Phyllostomus hastatus (greater spear-nosed bat), 3595 nucleotides long. It is a transcript of the gene APP, whose product is annotated as amyloid beta precursor protein. The transcript has 18 exons. Bases 157 to 2469 code for a protein of 770 amino acids. Gene Ontology annotation, molecular function: serine-type endopeptidase inhibitor activity; signaling receptor activator activity; signaling receptor binding. The record is from RefSeq and is a predicted model, not a curated record. Gene Ontology annotation, cellular component: membrane raft; Golgi apparatus; plasma membrane. Gene Ontology annotation, biological process: central nervous system development; axonogenesis. Lineage: Eukaryota; Metazoa; Chordata; Mammalia; Chiroptera; Phyllostomidae.